AGUGUAGCAUGCACUAUGGACUUUUCUGCAACGGUGAUCUGCGCAGGGCUCAUUUUAGGUCUGCUGUGGUUGUUUGGUGUCAAAAACAGUCAAAAGUAUCGUUUGCCUCCAGGACCCUUUGCACUUCCUCUUAUAGGAAACCUGCCACAACUGAGCAAAGAUGCACCUUUCAAAAGCUUCAUUAAGCUCGGUGAAACCUACGGUCCCGUGAUGACGUUGUACCUGGGCUGGCAGCGGACGGUUGUUCUGGUCGGAUAUGAAGCAGUGAAGGAGGCUCUGGUGGACCAGGCAGAUGACUUCACAGGCAGAGGGCCACUGCCAUUCCUGUUCAAGGCUACCAAGGGCUACGGUUUGGGGAUCAGUAAUGGGGAGCGUUGGCGCCAGCUGCGACGUUUCACCCUGACCACACUGAGAGACUUUGGGAUGGGUCGAAAGGGGAUGGAGGAGUGGAUCCAAGAGGAGAGCAAAUACCUGAAAGCCCGCAUAGAUACAUUCAAAGCCACACCAUUUGACCCCACAUUCUUACUGAGCCGCACUGUGUCCAAUGUGAUCUGCUGCCUGGUGUUUGGUCAACGCUUCCGUUAUGAAGACAAGAAGUUCCUGCACCUCCUCAACAUCAUAUCUGAGAUUUUACAGUUCAAUAGCAGCACCAGGGGUCAGAUGUACAACAUGUUUCCUUGGCUCCUGGAGCAUCUGCCUGGCCACCAGCACACUGUUUUUGCACAGGUUGAUGAGGUGAGAGAGUUUAUCAAGAUGAAGAUCCAAGAGCACAAAGAGACCCUGGACCCCAGCACCCCGAGGGACUUUAUCGACUGCUUUCUCCUCCGAAUGAAUCAGGAAAAGGACAAUCCCACAACUGAGUUUCACCAUGAAAACUUGGUCUCUACAGUGAUGAAUCUCUUCCUGGCAGGAACAGAAACCACUAGCUCCACCAUCAGAUAUGCCCUCAGUGUGUUGAUCAAAUAUCCUGAUAUACAGCAGAAAAUGCAGCAGGAGAUUGACUCUGUGAUUGAAAAAGGCCUUUGUCCAAGAAUGGAGAACAGGAAGUCCCUCCCCUUCACAGAUGCUGUCAUCCAUGAGGUGCAGCGUUUUCUGGACAUUGUCCCCUUCAGCCUCCCUCAUUACUCACUCAAGGACAUCUCUUUUAGGGGUUACACAAUCCCCAAGGGCACUAUGAUUAUUCCACUGUUGCACUCUGUGCUGAAAGAGGAAAAGCAAUGGGCCACUCCCUGGUCCUUCAACCCCAAGCACUUCCUGGACCAGAACAGCAACUUUAAGAAAAAUCCUGCUUUCCUGCCAUUUGCUGCAGGGAAGAGAGCCUGUGUCGGCGAAUCACUGGCUCGUAUGGAGCUUUUUAUCUUCCUCGUGUCACUGUUGAAGAAUUUCACCUUCUCCUGCUCUGAGGGCCCUGACAGUAUAAACCUCAUUCCAGAGUACAGUGGCUUUGCCAAUGUGCCUCGCAGGUACCACAUUAUCGCCACACCCCGUUUGUUGAGCAUCCACCUCGAGAAGGAGCGAGAAAAGAACAACCCCACAACUGAGCUCCACCAUGAAAACUUGGUCUCUACAGUGAUGAAUUUCUUCCUGGCAGAAACAGACUUCAUCAGCUCCACUGUCAGAUAUGCCCUCAGUGUGCUGAUCAAAUACCCUGACAUACAGGCUUUAGUGAACUGCAGAGACUCGUUUGUGCGUUUUCUUUCGUGGGGCGUUAUGGAGUUUUCUGCCACGUUGGUUUUAGCGGCUUUUAUCGCUGCUUUGCUGUUUUUGUUAAGCCUGAAGAGCCGAAAACACGUCUGUUUACCUCCAGGACCGUCCGCCCUGCCGAUCAUUGGAAACCUGCUGCAGCUCGACAAAAGAGCUCCUUUUAAAACUAUGCUAAAGCUUGGUGAAAGUUAUGGCCCUGUGAUGACAGUGUACCUGGGCCGUCAGCGUGCUGUGGUCCUGGUGGGGUACGAUGCUGUGAAGGAGGCACUGGUGGACCAAGCAGAAGACUUCACUGGCAGAGGACCUAUUCCUUCCUUGAUGAGGGCUACCAAGGGUUACGGUUUGGUGAUCAGUAAUGGAGAGCGCUGGCAGCAGCUACGACGUUUCACCCUGACCACGCUGAGAGACUUUGGGAUGGGACGCAAAAGAAUGGAAGAGUGGAUCCAGGAGGAGAGUAAACAUCUGGUGGCCCGCAUUAAUAAUACCAAAGCCACACCUUUUGAUCCCACCUACUUCAUGAGCUGCACCGUGUCAAACGUGAUCUGCUGCUUGGUGUUUGGUCAACGCUUCAGCUAUAACGACGACCACUUCCUGUCCCUCCUGCAGAUAAUCUCAGAAGUACUGAACUUUGGCAGCAGUCCCUGGGGUCAGCUGUAUAAUAUCUUUCCUCGGUUGAUGGAAAUACUGCCAGGUCGUCAGCAUGUAAUGUUUGCCCAUAUUGAGAAGCUGAGAGAUUUUAUAAUGAAAAAGAUCCAGGAACACCAGGACACGCUGGACCUCAGCUCACCCAGAGAUUACAUCGACUGCUUCCUCACCAGACUCAGUCAGGAAAAGCAUCUUCCCACAACAGAGUUCCACUAUGAGAACUUGGUGUCAACAGUGUUGAAUCUGUACCUGGCAGGAACUGAAACCACCAGUUCAACUAUCAGAUUUGGACUAAAUGUGCUGGUCAAAUAUCCCAGAAUACAGGAGAAUAUGCAGCAGGAGAUUUACACUGUGAUUGGACAGGAGCGUUGUCCUUUUAUGGAGGACAGGAAGUCCCUACCAUUCACAGAUGCAGUCCUCCAUGAAAUUCUGCGUCUGAUAGAUAUUGUUCCCAUGAGUGUCCCUCACUAUGCUCUCCAGGACAUCUCAUUCAGGGGUUACACCAUUCCCAAGGAUACAAUCAUUAUUCCCUUGUUGCACUCUGUGCUGAAAGAGGAAAAACAGUGGGACACCCCAUGGUCCUUUAACCCCCAGCACUUUCUGGAUCAGAACGGCAACUUUAAAAAAAAAUCCGCAUUCCUGCCAUUCUCUGCAGGAAAGAGAUCUUGUGUCGGAGAGUCGCUUGCUCACAUGGAGAUUUUCCUCUUCAUGGUGUCACUUCUUCAGCAUUUUACCUUCUCGUGCCCCGGAGGACCUGACAGUGUGGAUCUCAGCCCGGAAUACAGCAGCUUCGCCAAUGUCCCUCGCAGGUACAACAUCAUUGCAACACCCCGGUGGUAAUCAUAUUUUACAUCACAAUCUUUCCUCUGGCUUUCAACUGCUGAAAAGUUGAUCAUUUUUUACCAAGGGAACAAAUUUGAUGCGCAGAUCAGACACACUGACUCUAAAGUUUGUCAUGUACCCAGCUUGCUUUUAGAGAUAUUUCUAUCAAUCAUAAAUGCUCAGUUCAGUGGUCUAUAGAUUUAAUUCCCACAGUACACACAGUUUAGAUUUAACGGUUCAUGUUGUGCCAAAACAAAAAACAAAAAGGAUUUUGUAUUUGUAAAUUUAAUUUCCUGGACUCUUGCUGAGAUUAUUACAACAGAGGGCUUACAUUAAAUACUUGUGGAACACGUUAAAAAAAUAAUGUAUUUUACUGAUAAACCAGAAAUACUGAACGUUUUGUCCAAAUUCCAUCAAUUAUCUUGUGACCAACUGUAGAUGAACCCCAGAUUACGAACUAUUUAGGUGAGAGGCACUUAUCCAUAGUCCCAUUGUGUUAUCUAGAUGUCUGUCAGCCUCCAGUUUGAAGAUACAUGCAGGUGCUCUGACAUGCAAACCAAACAAUGCACUGUUGUAAAUGGGGGGCAGCCGCAAAACAUAUUUACACUUCUUUAAAAAAGUACUGGCUAAAAAGUCUGUUAUAUACAGUGUACACUAUAUUUAGAAUAUUUUCAGUGCUUUGUCUUGCCAUCAGAAAGCAAUAUCCAACCACAAACUGAAGCUUAUCUCGCUCUGUUCAAAGCCAGACUCAAUGAAAAAAUAAGUACUUUAACGUUGCUGAACAUAGGAGCCAGUUUGUUUUGUGUUGUUGUGUGGCUUUAGAAAGUUUGCAUCAGAUUCACCAAACAGAUAAUAACACAAACAGUAAUUGAGGCAGCGGAGGACCAGCUGCUCCUGUGUUCUGUGAGGUAAAAAUACUGUUUUUGUCAGUCGAUCGUUUUGAAGCUGAGAUGAAUCAUGUCAGAACUUUUUCCACCUAUUAAUAUGACCUAUAACCUGCACAAUGCAAUUGGAAAACAAACAGAUCCUUUCGGGUGAUAAAAAAAUAAAUAAAUAAAAUAAUAUAGCUGCAUAAGUGUUCACAAACUCUUAUAAUUGGGGAUGUGGCUGUGUUCAGAAUUAACCAUAAUAAUCAUAUUCAAAUGCAUGUGAAAUAGUAGGCCGUACACACCUGCUAUCAAUUAAAGUGACUGAUCAGCCUCAAAUAAAGUUCAGCUCAUUUUUUUGUGAAAUUGGAGAAGAAAUAAAGCCAAUGCUCAGGUUUCAAAGGGUUAAACACCUUUUGCUGCUAUAAAAUAUAUGCAGAAAUGAAAUAAAAAUUAUUCUUUACAGAC
Molecule: messenger RNA, 4505 nt
Organism: Plectropomus leopardus (leopard coralgrouper)
Lineage: Eukaryota; Metazoa; Chordata; Actinopteri; Perciformes; Serranidae
Source: RefSeq, a predicted model, not a curated record